Syngnathus acus (greater pipefish) is the source of this 1680-nucleotide messenger RNA. RefSeq names its product cytochrome P450 2K1-like. NCBI's taxonomy places the organism in Eukaryota, Metazoa, Chordata, Actinopteri, Syngnathiformes, Syngnathidae. Gene Ontology annotation, cellular component: intracellular membrane-bounded organelle; cytoplasm. Gene Ontology annotation, molecular function: heme binding; iron ion binding; oxidoreductase activity, acting on paired donors, with incorporation or reduction of molecular oxygen, reduced flavin or flavoprotein as one donor, and incorporation of one atom of oxygen. The record is from RefSeq and is a predicted model, not a curated record. The transcript has 10 exons. Gene Ontology annotation, biological process: xenobiotic metabolic process. The coding region runs from base 55 to 1581 and encodes 508 amino acids.
GUGAGAGAGCCCAUGUGAGUGUCACACAAACACCAGGUCCACCCCAAAGUCAACAUGUCUCUUUCGGAAGACUCUUCGCCCGCCUUGCUUUCAUCCAGCGCCACGCCGGUGCUGGCGUGCGUGGCCGCGUUGUCCCUCUUAGCUUUCGUCUCCAAACACUUCAGCUCACCGCGGGACGGCAGGAAGGACCCACCGGGACCGAGGCCCUUGCCGUUGCUUGGCAACCUGCUACAGCUGGAUCUCCCGUGGCUCAACAAAACUCUGUGUCGGUUUGCAAAACAGUAUGGUUCGGUGUUCACCAUCUACCUGGGCACCCAAAAAGUGGUGGUCCUGGCUGGAUACAAGACGGUCAAAGAGGCUCUGGUUGGCCAUGCCAUGGAAUUUGGAGAACGCUUUGUCCAACCCAUGCCCGCCGAUCUCGCAGGUGGUCAUGGGAUUAUUUUUGCCAACGGGGAGUCAUGGAAAGAAUUGAGACGUUUUGCCCUCAGCACUUUGCGAGACUUUGGCAUGGGCAAAAAACUCACACAGGACAAAGUCUUGGAAGAGUGCAGCAAUCUCAUUCCUAUUUUGGAGAGUCAUCAAGGGCAACCUUUUGAUACGACAACGCCGAUGAGUUGGGCGACAUCCAACAUCAUCUGUUCCAUCGUGUACGGGAACAGAUUUGAAUAUAGUGACCCUCGCUUCUCAGCCAUGGUGCAACGAAGCAAUGAGAGCAUUCGAUACUUUGGCUCGCACCAAAUACAGCUCUACAACAUGUUCCCGCGGUUGUUUCGUUGGGUGAAACACCGGCAGUGUAUUCUCAACAACCGUGACGAGACCAUAAAGGAUGUGAAGGAGCUCCUGCGCCAACGGAAGGAGAAACUUGACCCCGAAAUGUGCACGGGGGUGGUUGAUUGCUUCUUUGUCCGCCAGCAAAAAGAAGAGGAAGCAGGUCGCAAGCAGGGCUACUUCAAUGAGGAAAACCUGAUUUUCGUGGUCAACAAUCUGUUUGCUGCGGGCACCGACACCUCCGCCACCACGUUGAGAUGGGCCUUGCUGCUCAUGGCCAAAUAUCCGCAAAUACAAGAGAAUGUCCACGAGGAGCUGAGCAGGGUAUUGGCAGGCCGCCCGAUUGAUAUCGAAAAUCGCAAGAACCUUCCGUACUCCAACGCCGUCAUUCACGAAGUUCAGAGAUACGCCAACAUCGUCCCCAUGUCCAUUUUGCACAGAACCAGCCAGGACGUCACCUUCCAGGGCUACUUCAUCCAAAAGGGCACCGUUGUGAUUCCUCUGCUGUCUUCCGCCCUCUACGAUGAGAACGAAUGGGAAACUCCAAACACCUUCAACCCUUCCCACUUCUUGGAUAAAGACGGGAACUUUGUCAAGCGGGAUGCCCUCAUUCCCUUUUCUGCAGGUCGCAGGGUUUGUCUGGGCGAGGGUCUGGCCCGCAUGGAACUCUUUCUCUUUUUCACAUGUCUCCUCCAGCACUUCCGCUUUACUCCCCCGCCUGGGAUUUCUGAGGAUGAGCUAGAUUUGAGUCCCGUAGUGGGCUUCACCACCAAUCCCUCACCUCAUCAGUUGUGUGCCAUCAAGCGGCAGUGACACACAAAUAAAAGGCUGCUAGAGGACUGUGAGACUCUCCUUUAAGAGGGCGGAGAUUAGAGUCUGCGCCUCGUCGUCCGUGUUAGAAGGAAAAAAGAG